CAACAUUUUAUGAGGAAUGUAAUAGAAGUUGCUUCCUUUCUCAUUCUAAGUUCUAGCAUUUGUUUAUUACAAUAUAUAUAAGAAUGUCCUUACUUGAAGAAUUAGAGAGCCUACGUAUACCCUUUGGUGAUGUUAGAAAAGCCACUAGAAACUUCACUACACGUAUCGGCAAAGGUGGAUAUGGUUUGGUUUACAAAGGAGAACUCAUACGCUCCGGUGAGCUUACCGUGGUAGCUGUUAAGAGACUAAAGGUUAACAUUUCCGGUCAAGGGUCUAAGGAGUUUUUAACAGAGAUUCAGUUGCUCACUCGUUAUAAACACCGGAACCUCAUCUCUCUUAUUGGUUUUUGCAACCAAGGCAAAGAAAAAAUCUUGAUUUAUGAGCAUGCCGAACAUGGAAGCCUAGACAAAUACUUGACUACUGUAAAAAAUAGGCGUAUACUGACAUGGAAGCGAAGACUUAAUAUUUGCGUCAAUGCAGCCCGUGGUUUGAAUUAUCUUCAUAACGAGAUUGCAGUAAAUGAAAGAGUUAUCCAUAGGGAUAUCAAAAGUGCAAAUGUUUUGUUAGAUCGAAAUUGGAAAGCAAUGAUAUCAGAUCUUGGCCUUUCAAAAUUAGGUCGUGCUAAUGAGAACGACACUUUUCUCAUUACUAAUGCUUCUGGAACACAUGGUUAUUGUGAUCCAGAAUAUAUCAGUUCAGGGAUUCUUACAAAAGAAUCGGAUGUCUAUUCAUUUGGUGUCGUUUUGUUUGAAGUCUUAUGUGGGAGGUUGUGUGUUAUAGAUGUACACAAUGAACACCGGUUUCUACCUCAAUUAGCCCAAAGCUAUUACAGAAAGGGUCAAAUGAAUGAGAUUAUGGAUCAAGAAUUGCAGAACCAGCUUGACUCGGAUUCAUUAAAGAAGUUUUCAAGGAUUGCAUAUAAAUGCAUACGUAAUACUCGUAAGCAACGACCCCCAAUGCGUUGGGUCUUAGAUAAACUUGAGGAACUUGAAAAAUCAGUGGAUUUGCAAAACGAUAGGAAAAGGAAACAACAUUCUUCAUCGAAACCAGCUAACUGUAAAAGCACGAUGAUGUAUGGUGCAGAGGAAACUGGUGGGCUUGCUUCGUCAGUGAACCGGCUGGAUGACUUUAAGCACUUUGGAGAUAUCAGUGCCCUGAGACAUAGUGGAAUCUUUUCUGAUAGAGAUAGCCACAGAGAACAAGGUUUUUCUAUCGGUGAGGUUGGACGGAUACAGACAAGAAGUAUGGUCACAUGCUGCCAUUUUUCUUCCGACGGGAAGUUGCUGGCUAGUGCGGGCCUUGACAAAAAGGCUGUUUUGUGGAACAUGGAUACCUUUGAAACUAAGAGCACCCCUGAAGAACAUAAAUAUCUAGUUACUGAUGUUCGCUUUCGGCCAAAUUCAACUCAGCUGGCAACUGCAUCCUUUGAUAAGUCUGUACGGAUAUGGGAUGCAACUAAUCCAAGCUAUUGUUUGCAGGCAUAUACUGGGCAUACGGCACAUGUUAUGUCGCUAGAUUUUCAUCCCACGAAGGACGACCUUUUCUGUUUUUGUGAUAACAACAAUGAAAUCCAGUAUUGGAAUCUUGACCCUUUCCAGUGCACUCGUAUCUCUAAGCAAGGAGGGAGGGCACAAGUUCGAUUCCAGCCAGUUACUGGAAAUCUACUGGCGGCCGCAUCUGACAAAAUUGUCUCCAUUUUUGAUGUUAUAAACGAUAGGCAAAUACAUUCCUUUCAGGCACAUGCAGGUGUGGUAAACUACAUGUGCUGGGACUUAUACGGUGACUAUCUAGCUUCUGUUAGCAAGGAAUCUGUGAAAGUGUGGUCAUUAGCUUCUGGGGAAUGCAUUCAUGAGCUCGCUUCUAAUGGAAACCAGUUCCACUCUUGUGUUUUCCAUCCAAGCGAUUCUACUCUUCUGGUUAUUGGUGGCCAUCGUGGCUUGGAGUCUAGGAACUUGAUUGGAGCGGGUAGAUGUGAUGAUGAUGGACUAUAUCGAAUGGGGGAAGUUAAGCUAAGCAGAAAGAUGAUGAUGACAACAACUGAAACGUGGCAUAGACAUUUAGGGCAUGCAUCUUGUGAAAAACUUUGUCAUAUUGAUUUUCUUAAUAAAGGUGAAGUUAUUUCAAAGUAUGAUCAGUUUUGUGAUUCAUGUGCAAAGGCUAAACAUACUAGACUGCCAUUUCCUAACAGUUACAUCAAAACUAAAAAUUAUUUUGAUCUCAUCCAUUGUGACAUAUGGGGCAAAUAUAGAACCUAUUCCACAUGCCAAGCCAGUUACUUCUUAACGAUUGUAGAUGAUUUUAGUAGGGCUACAUAG
Messenger RNA from Erigeron canadensis, 2315 nucleotides. RefSeq names its product CBL-interacting protein kinase 17-like. Gene Ontology annotation, biological process: protein phosphorylation. The record is from RefSeq and is a predicted model, not a curated record. Lineage: Eukaryota; Viridiplantae; Streptophyta; Magnoliopsida; Asterales; Asteraceae. The transcript is spliced from 10 exons. Gene Ontology annotation, molecular function: transcription corepressor activity; protein kinase activity; protein binding. Bases 84 to 2315 code for a protein of 743 amino acids.